CCGAGGCCCAAACAAACCUUCGUACACGAAUGUAGCCGUUCACCAUGAAUGGCGGUUUUCUGCGCAUUGGUGUGGUGUUUUGACAGCGACAAUGAUUUCAGUGAGCUAUAUUCUGCUGUGCGGACAGUUCCUGCUGCUGCUGACCGUGAUUCUGCUUCAAUGUCUGGAAGGAAUUCACUCCCAAAACUCGUCGACAACGGAGAGCCCUGUCGCUUCUCCUAGCCAGGGAGCUACCGCAUUCCCGUUCAGCGAGCAGCCGGUGGAAAGUACGAAUGAUACGGAGAGGUUUGAGUAUAGACCCCCGUCACCAGUCGUCCUCUGCAGCUAUCUCCCAGAGGAGUUCAUCUACUGUCAAGACCCUGUGGAUCAUGCAGGCAACCACACUGCCCUUCAGGAGAUGGGCCAUGGUUGUGUCGGGUGGGGUGGCCAGACUCAGAAAGAAGUGAACCACACACUUGUUAUUUGCACUGCACUCGAUGAUAUAGAGUGCGCCGGAGCCAGAGAGUUCCUCAGAGGAAACGUACCCUGCAUCAAAUACACUGGACACUAUUUCAUCACCACGCUGCUGUACUCCUUCUUCCUGGGUUGCUUUGGGGUUGAUCGUUUCUGCCUGGGCCACACAGGCACCGCCGUUGGGAAGCUGCUCACCCUGGGAGGCCUGGGAAUCUGGUGGUUUGUGGACUUGAUCCUGCUCAUCACUGGUGGCCUGAUGCCCAGCGAUUACAGCAACUGGUGUACCUACUACUGAGGGACCACCAGCACUGUGUGACUAAGGACUCUGGCCACUUCUCAGUUAGAUUUAAUCAGUUGAAAAAUAUUCCAGGGAUGCGGCCUCAGCCUGCUGUGGUUGUGUAUAAGGGGGCUGACUUGCUCUUAAGGGGAUUUACAGCUCUGCUGUGCAAAGUGGAGUCCAAGGACCUCCUGAGGAUUCCUUCAGGGUUCCUCAGGGCUCCUGAGAAAAAUGAAGAAUAAUAUGAUUUCUUUUUUCUCUCUUGCCACUUUGAAAAUGUAUAAGAAUUACUGUGGUGUUCACAGCUUUCAAGGUAGAGACAGGGAUGACAGUUGUUUUUUUUUCUACCAAAUUGUCGACCAAGGUCACUUUCACGGACCACAGAAAAAAUGAUAUAUGUUGUUACCUUUUAGUUCUGCUCUGUUUGGUUUCCUCACACUGAUUUAUUGCAAACAAACCAACAUAUCAGCAUAAGGCCUGUGGACUGACAGGUAACUGACUGUGUGGAUUAAUGUCAUCCUGCAUCGUCAGUGCUACAUUGACCCACAUGGGAAAAUGAAAUUCUGGAAAAUGACAGUACAUCUUAUGUUUGCAUCCACUGUGUGUGGCCGCUACUCACUUCCUGAUGAGCAGCUGCCAGAGUACACAGAGUAGGACACAAGCACAAUACACCUCUCCUUCAGCUAAUGUAAAAAUCCAUAAAACCAUGAAACUACAAACCAGCGGCACCAGAGUUUGCUGUGAAGCCGGCAGAGACCAUCUGAGAAGGAGGCUGUCGUCUGGUUGUUUGCACCAGAAAGUUCCAAAUCUGUUUAGUUAGGUUUAACUAAUUCAAGUGUGUUUGCUUAUUGGGGUUGUUUUAUUUAGGCUACUGCGAAGGCUGAUGGACCAAGCAUCUGGACUGAGGUCCCCCUUCCACCGUGGACUCUGGGUCAGUUAUAGUUAGUUAUAACAGUAAUACUAAAAAUCUUUGUGACGCUAAAGAACAGUUGAACACAUACAGUUCAGUAAAGUGCUCCAUGAUUUACUGUCAGUUUUCCCCAUGUGGGUCCGUGUAGUGCUGGUGAUGCAGGAUGAAACUGUCCAAUCAGUGAGUUAACUGUCAGUCCAUGUGACUUCAUGACUGACUCCUCUAAGGUUGUUGUAGAUUUCACAUCCUGGACAUUCUGGGUUUGACUAAUGGUAAAAAAAAACAACAACAACUCAGUGUUGAUACACCACAGUUUCUGUUUCUACAGAAAACUCCAACGCAUCUUAUUUCAGAUUGUUCACACACUGUAGAAGUGAUGUAACCUACUUGACUGUUGCUGUUCACAUAACGUGGUUUGUUUCAUGUUGGCCAAGAAUCCCCUGUUACAAGUUCAACUUUGAGCAGCGAACUUAGCACUGUUCUGCCAUCUCCUGAGGGCAGCAGCAUCCUACACUGACUUAUCAUCACUUCUCCCCUUCUUCCAAUUACCAAAUAGUCCAGCUUUGACCCUGCACCGUCCUCGUCUGCUGGAGGCGAUCUGAGUGCUGGAUUUUCUCUUCUGCUUUAACGUGUUCCAACUGUACCUAGACUGAUUAGCAUUACAGCCUAAAGCCCAUAGGAACACAGGACUGAAGGUGGAUAGUGGUCACAUAAGUCACAGUGACGAGGUGGUGAUUUAGUAGUUUUCAGUAUUGACUGGAGGAGUGUUGUGAGACAGGGCGAGCAGUAAAUUCCUUUACCCCAGAAAAAAAAAAA
Molecule: messenger RNA, 2456 nt
Organism: Toxotes jaculatrix (banded archerfish)
Lineage: Eukaryota; Metazoa; Chordata; Actinopteri; Toxotidae
Gene: tm2d2
Product: TM2 domain containing 2
Exons: 4
Coding region: 92-748 (218 amino acids)
Source: RefSeq, a predicted model, not a curated record